AAUUUCCCAGCGAUAACUAAGUCGAAGGCGGUGACAGAGCAAACAUCUCACAACCACAACUGCAUAAUGAAGGUCGGAAAGCCAAAAUCGAAGCGCGUUCCCGUGCGCCUGCGCCACAAGAUUGAAAAGGCUUCGGCGAACAAGCAGCGCAAGCAGAAGAAGCUUGCCAAGCAGAACCCGGAAUGGCGCUCGCGAGUCAAGAAGGACCCUGGCAUUCCUAAUCUAUUCCCCUACAAGGACAAGCUUUUGGCCGAGAUCGAGGAGAAGAAGAGGCUGAGGGAGGAAGAGAAUGAAAAGAAGCGGGCCGAGGCGCGGGAGCGCAAACAAGAGAAGAAGGCCAAGGGUGAGACUGUAGAGGAUGAAGAAGAGAUGGAGGAUGAGGAUGCAGAGGAUAUGCUCAACUACGCCUCAGACGACGAUGUUAUGGACGAGGACAACUCCAACCCCAUGGCCGCCCUUCUCGCCUCUGCGAGGGCCCGCGCAGCAGAGUACGAAGAGGACCACGAAGACGAAGAAAUGGACGAGGACGAAGAGGGGUGGAAUGGAAUGGGCGACGACGAUGGAGGCAUGGGAUCCUCCGCAGUGCGCAAGGACACAUCAAGAAAAGCCUUCGACAAAGUCUUCAAACAGGUCGUGGAGCAAUCGGACGUCAUCCUUUACGUUUUGGAUGCGCGCGACCCCGAGGGCACAAGAUCAAAGGAGGUGGAGCGUUCAGUCAUGGCGGCCGAGGGAGGCAACAAGCGCCUCAUCUUGAUCUUGAACAAGAUCGACCUGAUCCCGCCCCCGAUUCUCAAGGGUUGGCUUACGCACCUCCGCCGCUACUUCCCUACGCUUCCCCUUCGCGCUUCUAACCCGGCGCCGAACGCAAAGACUUUUGACCACAAGCAGCUCACCGUCAAGGGAACUUCCGAGGCGCUUUUCAAGGCGCUGAAGUCUUAUGCGCAGUCUAAGCAAUUGAAGAGGUCUGUUUCUGUUGGUGUCAUCGGCUAUCCCAACGUGGGCAAGUCUUCUGUCAUCAACGCCUUGACUUCGAGGUUGGGUGGCAGGGGCUCAGCUUGCCCUACCGGUGCCGAGGCUGGCGUCACCACCAACUUGCGUGAAGUCAAGCUCGACAACAAACUCAAGCUUGUCGAUUCCCCCGGUAUCGUCUUCCCCAGCACGGCCGACAAGGCUCAGAAGGCCGAGGAGCAAGCCCGCCUUAUCUUGCUCAACGCCGUGCCUCCCAAGGAAAUCGACGACCCUGUGCCGGCCGUCACUCUUCUGUUGAAGAGGCUGUCGGCUUCCGAAGACAUGUUCAACAAGCUGCUUCAAGUCUACCAGGUCCCGGCGCUCAUGGGCAUGAACGGCGACCUCACGACCGACUUCCUUGUCCAAGUUGCAAGGAAGCGUGGUCGUCUGGGCAAGGGUGGUGUGCCCAACUUGCAUAGCGCCGCGCAGACGGUCAUCACGGACUGGAGGGAUGGCAGGAUCCAGGGCUGGAUGGAUGCUCCUGUGCUGCAGGUCGCUACUGCCCCCGCUCCCGGCGCUCCGCAGGAUGCUGCGGCGCCAGUUGGCGAUCAGAAGGAGAUUGUCAAGGAGUGGGCGGCCGAGUUUAAGCUGGAUGGUCUGUGGGGCGAUAAUGAGAAUACCCAAGGCGAGGAGGCUAUGGAGGGCUAGAUAGAAGCAAAAACAAAGGGCAUGUUGGGGUGUUUGGCGCAAUGGAGGGAUUGUCAUGUCUACGGGUAGGGAGCACUUUGACUAGCUAGGUAGUUCUGGGCGGCCAAUGGGCGCCUGGUUGAUGCAAUUCGACAGCUUCUGACGG
Molecule: messenger RNA, 1801 nt
Organism: Aplosporella prunicola CBS 121167
Lineage: Eukaryota; Fungi; Ascomycota; Dothideomycetes; Botryosphaeriales; Aplosporellaceae
Exons: 3
Coding region: 67-1656 (529 amino acids)
Cellular component (GO): nucleolus
Molecular function (GO): GTP binding
Source: RefSeq, a predicted model, not a curated record